GAAAGAUAUAAAGAAGGGUCACAACAAGACAGGACUUUAAAUUGCUUCCUCUGAGAUCAAGCAAUGCAAGAUGGUUUUGGAAAUGCUGAACCCAAUGCAUUAUAAAGUCACCAGCAUGGUGUCUGAAGUUGUGCCUUUUGCCAGCAUUGCAGUCCUGCUGCUCACUGGCUUUCUUCUCUUGGUUUGGAAUUAUAAAAACACAUCUUCAAUACCAGGUCCUGGCUAUUUUCUGGGAAUUGGGCCCCUAAUUUCCUACCUCAGAUUCCUCUGGAUGGGGAUUGGCAGUGCCUGCAACUACUACAACAAAACGUAUGGAGAAUUCAUAAGAGUCUGGAUAGGUGGAGAAGAAACACUCAUUAUUAGCAAGUCCUCAAGUGUGUUCCAUGUAAUGAAGCAUAGUCACUACACAUCCCGAUUUGGCAGCAAACCUGGGUUGCAGUUCAUUGGCAUGCAUGAGAAAGGCAUUAUAUUCAACAAUAAUCCAGUCCUCUGGAAAGCUGUUAGAACUUAUUUUAUGAAAGCUCUGUCCGGCCCUGGCCUGGUGCGCAUGGUGACCGUCUGUGCCGAUUCCAUCACCAAGCACCUGGACAAGCUGGAGGAGGUCCGCAAUGACUUGGGCUACGUGGACGUGUUGACCCUCAUGCGGCGCAUCAUGCUGGACACCUCUAACAACCUCUUCCUGGGGAUCCCGUUGGAUGAAAAGGCCAUUGUGUGUAAAAUCCAGGGUUAUUUUGAUGCAUGGCAAGCUCUCCUUCUCAAACCAGACAUCUUCUUUAAGAUUCCUUGGCUGUACAGAAAGUAUGAAAAGUCUGUAAAGGAUUUGAAAGAGGACAUGGAAAUUCUGAUAGAAAAAAAAAGACGCAGGAUUUUCACAGCAGAAAAACUGGAAGACUGCAUGGAUUUCGCCACUGAGUUGAUUUUGGCUGAGAAACGUGGUGAACUGACAAAAGAGAAUGUGAACCAGUGCAUACUGGAAAUGCUAAUUGCAGCACCAGACACCAUGUCUGUCACUGUGUUCUUCAUGCUGUUUCUCAUUGCAAAGCACCCCCAGGUUGAAGAGGAACUAAUGAAGGAAAUCCAGACUGUUGUUGGUGAAAGAGACAUAAGGAAUGAUGACAUGCAAAAACUCGAAGUGGUGGAAAACUUUAUUUAUGAGAGCAUGAGGUACCAGCCUGUCGUGGACCUCGUCAUGCGAAAAGCCUUAGAGGAUGAUGUCAUCGAUGGCUACCCGGUGAAAAAGGGAACCAACAUUAUCCUGAAUAUUGGAAGAAUGCAUAGACUCGAGUUUUUCCCCAAGCCCAAUGAAUUUACUCUUGAGAACUUUGCCAAGAAUGUUCCUUACAGGUACUUCCAGCCAUUUGGCUUUGGGCCCCGGGCCUGUGCGGGAAAGUAUAUCGCCAUGGUCAUGAUGAAGGUCACUCUGGUCAUACUUCUGAGACGCUUCCAAGUGCAGACACCGCAAGACCGGUGUGUUGAAAAGAUGCAGAAGAAAAAUGAUUUAUCCUUGCACCCGGAUGAGACCAGCGGCCUGCUGGAAAUGAUUUUCAUCCCAAGAAAUUCAGACAAGUGUUUCACUAAAUAAAAUUGGUCAGUCCCUGCCCUGGACCAGUUCUCAACAGUAUUCCACAUGGAAACCACCCAUCUUUGCUAGCUAAUCCUCCUCACAUGAACAUUCUGUGGCCUAUUGUGUUUUAUCAGCUUACCUCCUCUGUGUUAUCAGCAUACCAGAUGCACUGUUCUCCUAAGCAUAUUCAAGCCAGAAACCAGACUGCAAAGAACAUAUGGAGGCCAAGAGUUUGUGCAAGAAACUAUAGCCUUAAAGGACCAUUUCCACAAAACAGGUUUUGGAAAAAUGGAGACAUCAACAAACUCAUUCUCAUCUCUUCUCUGUUCUACUGUGAGAAGGGAACCUUUUAAUGUCUGGGGCAGAGGCACUCAAGUUGAUUAGAAAGGUCCAGCUAACAUCUGGAUACCUAUGGCCAAACAUACAUGGUAAUUUGAUUUGGGGUUUGGUGGGAUUUGGGGACUACAACAUCCGAAGCCUUGAAGAAAUGCUUACAAAUUCAGCAUGUGACUUUUUCUAUAAAUUAUAUUCAAUUAACACUUAUUUAUUCACAUGUGAUUUAUCUGCAGCAAAAGUUAAAUCAGAGAAUAGACUUGUGGCUGCCUCAGGGGAGAGGAAGGGAGUGGGAGGAAUCGGGAGCUUGGGGUUAAUGGAUGCAAUCUAUUGCUCUUGGAAUGGAUUUACAAUGAGAUCAUGCUGUGUAGCAUUGAGAACUAUGUCUAGAUACUUACAUCGCAACACAACAGUGGGAGGAAAAAGUAUGUAUACAUGUAUGUGUAACUUGGUCCCCAUGCUGUACAACGGAAAUAAAUUAAUUAAUUAAUUAAAAAAAAAGUUACAUCAAAGAGCAUCCUUUCCCAAUGUCUCAAUUUAUGCCUCAACCAGACCAUAUCUCUGCUAUGGGGGGAAAAAAAUCACAAAAUGUGUUUCAAAUUUAAAUAAAAUUCUUUUUUUAUGUUGCAUUGUUA
Molecule: messenger RNA, 2532 nt
Organism: Sus scrofa (pig)
Lineage: Eukaryota; Metazoa; Chordata; Mammalia; Artiodactyla; Suidae
Gene: CYP19A1
Product: cytochrome P450 family 19 subfamily A member 1
Biological process (GO): response to estradiol; female gonad development
Cellular component (GO): endoplasmic reticulum
Molecular function (GO): heme binding; iron ion binding; aromatase activity
Source: RefSeq, marked validated